AUGAUGGCAGCGCCUAAUUCCUUUGCGUUUUCUGACCAGCAGCGAUUUGCUUGGCAGGCCAACCAGGCGCCUCCCGCUGCCCACCCUUCUUCCGCCGCGACGGCUUUUCCGCAGAAUGCGUUUAGUCAGUCCCAGCAGCUGCGACCUCGCCACACUCCUAACUCUUCCGCCGGAAUUCCGCCCCAGGGCGUGCCGGUGGAAGGCGCGGGAACGCAGCCCGUCGGGGCGCUCUCCCGAGGUGAGGGGAUGGUUGGUGCUCCGGCAGUCUGGAGUUCACCCUUUGGGGCAGUUCCUCGAGCGGACUCUGGGACAGAAGCGCUUUCGGCCACUCAGAAUGCAGGCCGAAUUCAGCCACUCGGCCAGGUGGGGAGACAGGAUGAAGGGAUCGGUUCGGUCCCAGAAGGGAGUACGGACGUGCAGAAAGCGAUGAUGCAGAUGAUGUUCAACACGGUUGCAGACAACUUGUCGACGCAGGCUGCUUCUCAGGUGUCGCAGCUUCAAAAGUGGUUUCCCUCCGCGAUCGCGGUUCUGCGCCCCUAUUUCAGUGUCAGUCAGACCCAAGUCCGGCAACGCCUUGUCCAGCUGCUCUUCCCGUUUCUCUCGCUCUGGCGGUCUGCCCCGGCCGAGGGGCGAGCGCUGUCGACCAAAGAUAUCGACGGCGAGAGUUCCCAGGCCGCCCUAAGCGCGCUCCCUCGAGACCUGUACACGCCUCUCAUGGCUUUAGUGACGUACGUUCUCCUCUACGCCUUGACAAGAGGCGCAGCGAACGAUUUCCGACCCGAGCUGCUAGGCAGCACGGCCUCCGUCGCCUUGCUUCUCCUCGUCGCGGAAGUUGUGGUGGCGAAAGUCGCCUUCUACGUCACGGGAGCAGGCGUCUCUACACUCGACCUUUUCUCCUUCUGCGGGUACAAAUAUGUGCACCUGGCACUCCUCAUUGCGUUUCGGCUCUUCCUCAACGUGCUAGCAAGCGUGGAAGUCUCUCCCGCGGCGCAUUCCAACGCAACCGGCGCCGUCGGACCCGCAGGCCUCGUUGACGGGACAGCAGAGCUCCCCGAAGGCGACGCUGCGGGGAUACCCUCUGGUACCCCAGAUUCACUCGCGUCUUCCGGCGGCGAAUCUGGGGACGGUCGGGGAAGAGGCCCUGGACUGCUAGACGGCGGCGGGCUUUGGGGGAUUUUCACGGCUGUUUACGUCUACCUGUUUGCGUGUGCCGCGGCGGAACUUUUCGUGCUCUUGCGGGGAGCGACGACGCGCUGCUUCCAGGAAAGCGAGGCAGCCGGUGGAUGGCAAGUCAGCCGCGACUCGAGUCGCCAGGCGGGACCAAAGUCUGUCAUUUUCGCUCUGGCCCUGCUUCAGUUGCCCCUAUGCUGGCUGCUGACGCCGUCCUUUUCUGUCGUGAAACAACCGUAA
Messenger RNA from Neospora caninum, 1410 nucleotides. Its product is annotated as Golgi coiled coil protein GCC185, related. The record is from RefSeq and is a predicted model, not a curated record. Gene Ontology annotation, cellular component: endoplasmic reticulum membrane; Golgi membrane; COPII-coated ER to Golgi transport vesicle. The transcript has a single exon. NCBI's taxonomy places the organism in Eukaryota, Apicomplexa, Conoidasida, Eucoccidiorida, Sarcocystidae. The coding region runs from base 1 to 1410 and encodes 469 amino acids. Gene Ontology annotation, biological process: endoplasmic reticulum to Golgi vesicle-mediated transport.